AGCUAUGAGAUCAGACUUCAGAAAACUCCACCUCACAAUCUUGAGCCACAAACACAUCUUUUAGGAGGGAAUCCUAUCCCACAAUGAACUGACCUCAAAAAGCUUUAGUUAAUAAGAAGAAACACUGAAGCCUCCAGAACACGGCAGAGAAACUCAAUCUGAGGGGAGCUCUGAGAAUCAUUCAGUUGUUAGUCCUGGACACUGCUUCUGUCCUGGGAAUGAUGCUAGUGUGGAGUUUUAAGAUCAUGAAGGAAAGGAAACUCCUCUGGGCAACCUUCUACAUUUUGUGCCUGUUGGAAAAUCCAGUCUCUGGUGAUGAAACUAAUUCAACUAAUUCUCCAAAUACUACCAUUGCUGAGAGGUUGACGACAAUCAUUGCUCCUAGCUCUGCUUCUAAUAUUACCUCUUUAAACUCUACUGCUCCAUCAUUAGAAGAGACAUCAAGUAAUGUUACCAAGCCAGAGACAUUUGUGCCCAGCACAUCCACAACAAACUUAACUUCACCAAAUACAACAGCUAAGUCAUUUACUACACAGGGGAAUGCAAUAGUGACUACUAACAAUGAGACAACGACUCAUAAUUUAAGCUCAACAUCACUUCUAACACAUGGUCCUACUGAGCCAACAACAUAUAAUUCCACCAUCUUUCUUAUUACAUCCAUGACUGAGAACAACAAUGUGAUGUUCAACAUCACAUGUGUGAAAAUCAAGCAGAUGCUUCCUGCCACUGAAGUGGUAUGCUUGGAACUCCAUGAAGCCCAAUCCUGUGAAAACUUUAAAAGAAACAAGGGGGAGGGAUUGAGCAAAUUAGUUUGCAAAAAAAAAGAAGUACCAUGUCUUAUUGAACUGGCUGACUCUGAUGUGAAUCACCAAUGCAUGUUGUUGCUUGCAGUUAACAAUACAGAAAAUAUAGGUGCAGAAGCAUUGUAUGGCUUUCUGGAUGACAAGCAACCUGAUUUGAAAGUGCUUGGGAUAAAAUCUCACAAACAGGAACGCACUGAGAUUCACCAGGUCCAUUCUCGGAGAACCCUUAUUGCCUUGGUCACCAUCGGCCUGCUGUUGGCAUUUUUGGGAUUGGCUGGAUAUUAUCUUAUGAAACGACGAAGCUGGAGUCCCAUGGGAGAAAGGCUGGGUGAAGAUCCUUAUUACAUCGAAAAUGAUAGCCACGGCAAUCCUGAGAUCCCUGUAGCCUCUCAAGAACAAUCAGGCCUGCAGGAUAAACCAAAUCUCAAUGGAGGGGCUCGGGAAAAUGGGACUGGCCAGCCAUCCUCGAAAAAUGGACACCAAACGAAGCCCCAGGUUGUGGCUGACACAGAACUGUGAAAAUACUCUGACCUUUUUAAUGCAGCUGGAAAAGCUCAACUGCACUUACAGCGGAGCUAGAACCAAAAAUUCCUAAAUGAAAUCGUAAUACCUUUUUAAAAAAAAAAAGCUUUACCAUCUUAUACUAAAACAUUUUUCAAGGGCUGACGCAGCAGCAUUUGUGUAUGAACACUGUAAAAUUAGCAAACUGCUUCAAUGGGAUUGGGUAUGUUUUUAAUAAACGUGGAGUUUGAGGCUUUUUUAUUUUUUCUAUUUUUAGAUGUCAUAUCCUUCACAACUGUUCAUCCAGGGAGACACAAGGCAUGUUUUCUAGAAAUUAAAGAUUUUUCACUGUUUGAGAGUUGUUUAAUAUCUAUCUGAUGCUGUUUAGAGUAAGAAAGGACAUGUUCCCCUUUUAAAAAUGUAAUUUUAAUUUAAUUUUAAAAUAUAACAGAGAUAUAACAUCUAGGGCUUCAGAGUAGUAUGCAGCUGAAAGUCCCUAGACUUUGGUAGAGUAUCACCACCCAUCCUCAUCUCCAACUAAGACUGUCAUUACUGCCUUUCUGCAUUUGUGCUGUGCUGCAAUUUGUAUAUAACAUAAACUGAUUGUAACUCAUCAGAAGCCUUUUGAAAUAUGGCUGAAGCAGUUCUUAACACAAAAUAAACUCUUCACUAGCUUUGCUUACUUCAAAAGAACUGAGUACCUUUUCCCUUUAAAGGCAAUAGGAAAUAUUAGGAGACAUCUUUUGUAACAUGAAAGUGCAGUAUAGUGGGCAAUUGGCCUAAAUCUCACAUGUUCGGUCUCCUUCAAACUUUGUUUUCAUUGUCCAUCCACUGUACAUAAGAACAAGCAAACAACUCUUUUUCCUACAUAGCAUUUUCUAGAUGCUUUGGGACUGUUACUAUCAGAAUUCACAGCAAGUAUAUCCUUUGAAUUCCAAAAGUCACUGAUAUUUUUUUAAAUUAAAGGAAAUAAGUCUGAAAUGUUAUUCUUAAUCCAGAUAUAGUUAAUUACAUUGAAAUAAAGGGUGGCAUCAAUUGUAGUUACAUUAACUGGAGGUCCAUUUUUCAGAAUCCUAUUUUAACAUCCUAGGGUUUGGAUACAAUGCAGUUUGCUUCUAAAUAGACAUUUAUAUGAUGGCAUAGAGCCUUUGAAUAUAGUUUUCAAACAAAACAUGUGAGAGUAUAUUUGUAAAUGUAAUGCAAAUGCAAAUAUAGCUAUAUUUAAGUUGUAUGCUUAAACAUAUCUAAGAUCACAAUAGUCAUAUAUUUUAGGCUAAAUUAAGUAUUCUAACCCUCUUUUCUUCCCCCAAAUAUUUUUCUCCGUUGCCUUUCUUCCCCCUCCGUGCCCAUUCUGAAAUGUAUUAUUAUUUGAAUAUAGAAUGCAGAACAAAAAUGUGACUAGGCUCUGAAAUGAAUUAUCUUUUUUAUACU
Messenger RNA from Protobothrops mucrosquamatus (brown spotted pit viper), 2735 nucleotides. RefSeq names its product CD34 molecule (gene CD34). Gene Ontology annotation, cellular component: membrane. Gene Ontology annotation, biological process: cell-matrix adhesion. The record is from RefSeq and is a predicted model, not a curated record. Bases 219 to 1322 code for a protein of 367 amino acids. Lineage: Eukaryota; Metazoa; Chordata; Lepidosauria; Squamata; Viperidae. The transcript has 8 exons.